This is a messenger RNA of Striga asiatica, 792 nucleotides long. NCBI's taxonomy places the organism in Eukaryota, Viridiplantae, Streptophyta, Magnoliopsida, Lamiales, Orobanchaceae. The record is from the annotation of a GenBank genome assembly.
AUGUUCGUGUUGCCGUUGUCAGAGAAAAGGGAGUUGACAGCCUGUUUGGCAUUGGCCCGUCCCACCUCUGUCGUUUCGUGCAGAGGGAGGACUAUACGAGCAGAAGUGGAGAAACAAACUAAGGAGAGCCGAUCAGACGGGCCGAGGUUAUCCACAACAAAGCCCGCGGCCCGCUUUACAAGGUCCAGCUUCGGCCCUUUCAUACUACCGCUGACAUCCAGCACCAUAGCUAGGUCGAUGGGGGCACGUGCUUGUGGGCCCUGGUGUGAAAGGGGUGGGGCCCUCAGCUCAAUGACGACAGCAAAAUUGGGCUUGGAGUCCAAGGCAGGAACAGCAUCUUGCUCCGGGACGGCCCGCAGGGUAACAUUCUGUAAGGUGGGAUUCGAGGUUUCACCACCGACAGCGACAAAUGGCAGGGGCUCGUCGUCUGAAGACUUUAGCUGGGAAUCAACAACCAUCCCCAGAAGUGUCCGACCUGGUAGAGGCCCUCUGAUUCGGAUGCGCACUCAUGCUCGACAACCUGAUCGUACAUCCUCUUACACUCCAUUUUCUCCUCAAUUUCUCUCAUCUCAGCCUCCAGCUGCAACGAGAGCCCGUCUCCCGCCUGGCUCGACUCCGAGGCCGAAACAGACGACCUCGUGCUCGACAGAAUUGCGCUUGACGUCCUUGUACGAGCACGUGACGUCCACAAGUAGGGUCCGCCUAUCGUUUUCAUUUUCAUCCUCUUCGAGGCUGAAGGAGUAUGCUGGGACGGAUACGUCAAUUAGAAAUUCUUUUUCCUCAUCCGCAUAA